GUCCGCUUCCCGCUUGAAGCCGGUCUCCAGGGCAGAUCUUCCGGGCAACUCGCCCUGUGAGAAAUUAUUAGAAAAUACUACAAUAAAACGACAAAAAACUUAAACAAAAGUGUCAAGUUGAAUGAAACGUCUCACGCUACCUACCGCAGACAGGUUCGCCCUUUCAGCUGGAAGUCACGGAGAGACAACCAACUAACGCAGAUCAUUCAUGGAAAGCCAUCUUCUAUAUUAAAAUGCCACUGCGGGCACAACACAAGGUUAAGAGAAGAGAGGGUUUUGAAACAAUUGACACGGUGCUGUGAAGGCCACCCCUGCACCUCAGCCAAGACUGACAUAUGUGUCCAAUGAUGGAUGCUGAGAUCUUCUAGAGACCUGCUUAACACCUACCAGAAAGACAAAUGAGGAGAAAUGACACAGGCAUCUUUUACAGGAAGAGCAGAAGCAGAGGCACCAGUGAACACUGAACACACGUCACAGUCAAUGAAGUGAGCCCCUGGAUGGAGUGACUCCCCAGGAAGAGAAAACGAGAGGCAGAGGAGGCUCCACCCCAAGAGAGUUGAAAGGCUAGAAGACCACAAAGAUGGAAAAGGCCAGCCCACUGAGGGAGGGAGGAAAAAGUGCUCCUGUUCCUCUGCCAUAAUUUCCUAUCAGGCUAUUCAGAAAACAUCACCAACAGCUUGGUCUGUGCGUGUGUGAGUGUCUAUGGGAGCGGAGCACACAGAGAGCAAGAGAGAGAGAGCCCGCCAGCGAGAGAGGCAGCGCCGCGCAGAGAGAGAGAGAGAGAGAGCGAGAGCAACAAAGGGGGAGGCUACAUUUUCUUUCACCUACCCCCCUCAAACCACAGGAAGGAGGGGCCAGACCCUAAGCUGCCAAUCAAAUCCGCUCGUGGCAGCCGGCAUUAUCUCAGCAACAAACUAUUGACAGAUUACAUGUCAAGGAGUUUAGUGCAUGAUUGAAGGAAGCCUUAUUUUAUCUAGUUACUUUUCCACUUUAUUCCUCCCUCCACCAACCAGCAUUCGAAUGACUUUCUGACAGAGUUGAGUAAUAUUAUGAAAGUUACAUGCCUGAGAGGAUUUAACUUCGACUUGGCUGAAUAUGCUGAAAGGAAUUUAUGCACUGAAACGACCUCAGGAAAAUCCAAGAUGGCCGCCAAAAGGAAAGGUGGCCUAAAACUCAAUGCUAUCUGUGCCAAGCUGAGCCGCCAGGUGGUGUUUGACAGCAGCUCCCAGAAUGCAGAGGGUGACCAGAGUGUAGCAGAGAACAGCGAGCGUGGCAGUUCCCACUACGAUGACAACGAGAACAACUUCCACGAGAGCCUCAGCCUAAGUCAGAGCCUGGAGGAGGACCAGAAGAGACGAGAGGCCAUCGAAAAGUGGGUCAACGGUGAGUACGGCGAUGAGCCGCCAGCUCCUGAGGACGAGCAGGAGCAUGAACUCAAAGUCAGCAAUGAUGAAGAUGGCCCUCCUGAGGGUGUGUACAUGGUACAGCCCAAAGGCUGCAGCGAUGAGGAAGACAACGCAGACGAGGCUGAACCCGAGGCCGGCUCUCAAGAUGGCAGUUACCAUGAGGACAAAGACAGUGAGGACAAGCCUCCAAAAAAUGAUUCCUUCAUGCCGCAAGGAGAGGCCCAAAGUCGCCAAGCACCUUUCGCCUCUCCAGGAGAAGCAUCUGCCCUGCGAGACUAUGCAGCUAAUACCAUGAAUGAGUUUUUGGGAAUGUUUGGCUAUGAUGACCAUCAGGUAAGGGAUGAGUUGACCAAGAAGAUUAGCUUUGAGAAGCUCAAAGCGGCUACCUCAGACCCCUCAUCCCUCAGUAGUGAGGAGGCUUCACGGCGUGCACGCUUCUCUAAGUAUGAAGAGUACAUUCGCAAGCUAAAAGCUGGUGAGACCCUUCCUUGGUCCAUGCAUGCUUCCCCGCCCAAACCAGACGACCUCAACGCAAAACUGGCCCAAGAAAAGAGCACUAACACGCUCCAGACCUCGGGCUGCAUCCCAGGGGCUGAGACCCAGAUCUACCCAUCCAGCCUGGACCACAAACAGCCAGGAGAACCUCAGCUGAGCACAUCUCAGCCAUCCAAUCCCACUCACAUGCAGAACAUGACAUCCCGAGCCUCCAAGUACGACUUCUUUAUUCAGAAGCUGAAGAUGGGCGAGAGUUUGCAGCAGCAGAAUGGUAACGCUUACAAGCGACCUUCCAAGUACGACCUGGAGAACGUCAGGUUUCUGCACCUCUUCAAGCCCGGGGAGGGCAACCCCAACAUGGGUGGCGCCAUCGCCUUUAAGACUGGCAAAGUGGGCCGCCCUUCAAAGUACGACAUCAGAACAAUUCAGAAAUUGAUGCCGGGAAAUCCUGAGGCCUCCAUGGCGCCCAACGUUCUUGCUACAGCACCAGGGAACCCGGGAGUUCCUGGGGUCCCAACAGCAGGUGCAGCCGGGGCCAGCAUCACUCCAGGGCUCACAAUGGACCAGACAGGACACAUGAGCUACAACACUCCUGACUACCUGAAGUCCAGCUUUUCCAAGACUGACUCCAUCACCACGGGAACAGUGUCCUCUGUCAAGAAUGGCCUGCCACCAGAUAAACCCGCUGGCGACGACAUCAACCUCUACCAGAAAUAUAUUGCCAGGUUCUCUGGUAGUCAACACUGUGGGCACGUGCACUGUGCCUACCAGUACAGGGAGCAUUACCACUGCAUGGACCCUGACUGUAACUACCAGGUGAGCAGGUUUACCAGUAAGCAGGACGUAAUCAGGCACUACAACAUGCACAAGAAGAGGGACAACUCUCUGCAGCACGGAUUCAUGCGCUUCAGCCCCCUAGACGACUGCAGCGUCUACUACCACGGCUGCCACCUCAAUGGAAAAAGCACCCAUUACCACUGCAUGCAGGUCGGCUGCAGUAAGGUGUACACCAGCACCUCUGACGUUAUGACUCACGAAAACUUCCACAAGAAGAACGCCCAGCUGAUCAACGAUGGCUUCCAGAGGUUUCGUGCCACUGAGGACUGUGGAACAGUGGGCUGUCAGUUUUACGGGCAGAAGACCACACACUUCCACUGCAGGCGCCCCGGCUGCACCUUCACCUUCAAAAACAAAUGUGACAUUGAGAAGCACAAGAGCUACCACAUCAAGGAUGAUGCCUAUGCCAAAGACGGCUUCAAAAAGUUCUACAAAUAUGAGGAGUGCAAGUACGAAGGCUGCGUGUACAGCAAAGCCACCAACCACUUCCACUGUAUCCGCUCAGGCUGCGGCUUCACCUUUACCUCCACUAGCCAGAUGACCUCCCACAAACGCAAACACGAACGCCGGCACAUCCGCUCCUCGGGUGUCAUGGGCCUCUCCUCCACCUUUCUGACACCCAAGGAUGAGCCAGAGGAUUCAAGCAACGAUGACCUGAUGGACUUCUCAGCCAUCAGCAGCAAGAACUCCAGCCUGAGUGCCUCGCCGACCACCCAACAGUCCACCACUGUGCCACACCUGCUGGCCACACCCACUACUGCUGUGUCCUCCUCCACAACUGGCCCAGUCCUCAAGCCUUCUCAUGCACUGGCCACUCCAGGUCAGCGGAUGCCCAGCCUGCUGUCCCAGGCCCUGCCCAGUAACAUGCCAGUGGCCCUCGCUCUGUCCAACAACCCCUUCUUUCCCCUCAUGGCACCCAGGCUACCUCUGCAACCACCUCCACAAGCUGCUAGCCUGAUCUCAGCUGCAUCCUCUGGGGCCCACUCCAUGCCCACAGACUCGCUCACCCAAGGAACCUCUACAGCAGGAGCGGACGGAAGCCUGGCAUCCACUCCAACCUCCUUUGCCACCUCCUCCCUCAUGGAGAAGAUCACAGCGAGUAAAGGCAUGAUAUCACCCAUGAUGGCCAGACUGGCAGCUGCUGCCCUGAAGCCCUCCAACAACACAGAUCCAGGGAACGGGCAGUCGGCUCCAGCCAGCCAGUUCAAUCUGGUUCAAGUGAAGCAGGAGCCAAUGGAAGGCAACUCUCAGGACUCCACACAAGAGCAUAGUCUGGACCUGAGCAAGAAAGACCACAGUAAUGAAUCAAACGGACACCCUGUACCAGGGAAUACAUCUCUUUUAUCCUCGCUUAUGAAUAAGAUGACACAGAUGAACCCCAUCCUCUUCAACACCAUGAACAUUAAGACAGAGCUGGAGCAAGGCCAGGCCAACAACACCUCAGAGGUAGCACAGUAUCUGAACAGAGUGCUGAAGAGGCCUGUUCAAGAAAAGCCCACCGAAAUCUGGAGGACUUACCUCCGCAGGUUUGACACAGAUGACUACUGUGAGACUCAGUGUGACUUUCUUCACAAAGUCCACUUUCACUGUAUGGUAGAGGACUGCGGCGCCCUCUUCAGCACCGUGGACGGAGCCAUAAAACAUGCAAACUUCCACCUCCGAGCCACCAUUAAAGUUAAGUCAGAGUCUCAGUUUGGUGAGGUGAAAGACUCCAGCGAGGGAGCCCCUCCACAGCCUGCUGCCCCAGUGUCUAUGGCCAACAACCCCUCCAUGGAUGUGGCCCAUCUCUCCUCCUCUGGUGGCUACAGUUCUCCUCCUUCCUCCCUGUUGGCCUGGAAACAGCUGACAGGCACCAUCCCUCAGCUGUCGGCUUCGAUGCCCAACCUGCCAGCGAACUCCACUCUGGCCACCACCUCUUUAGAGAAUGCUAAGCCUCAAGUCAAACCUGGUUUUCUUCAGUUCCAAGAAAAUGAUCCAUGCCUGGCUACUGACUGUAAGUACUCAAACAAGUUCCACUUCCACUGCUUGUUUGGGAACUGCAAGUAUGUUUGCAAAACCUCUGGCAAGGCGGAGUCCCACUGUUUGGACCACAUCAACCCCAACAACAACCUGGUCAACAUCCGUGAUCAGUUUUCCUACUACUCUCUCCAGUGUCUCUGUCCAAACCAGCACUGCGAAUUCAGAAUGAGGGGCCAUUAUCACUGUCUGCGACCUGGCUGCUUCUUUGUCACUAACAUCACCACCAAGCUGCCGUGGCACAUCAAGAAGCACGAGAAGGCAGAGCGCCGUGCCGCCAAUGGCUUCAAAUACUUCACCAAGAGGGAGGAGUGUGGGAGGCUGGGUUGCAAAUAUAACCAAGUCAACAGCCACUUCCACUGCAUCCGUGAGGGAUGCCAGUUCUCCUUCCUGCUUAAGCACCAGAUGACGUCACACGCACGCAAACACAUGAGGCGGAUGCUGGGCAAGAACUUUGACAGAGUCCCAUCCCAGGUAAUGCCACUGGGUCGUAGAGCAGAUGAGAUGCAGCACAUGCCUGGGCCAAUGGCAGCCCAGCAUGGCAGCACACACAAUUUCUCUGCUGCGCUGGAUGAGACCGAUGACUACAUGGACUAUGUAGGAGGAGGCGGGGGCAGCCCCCUAGGCCUUUCCUCCGAGUCCUCCAACCAGGACCGCAGCUGUACCAGCACACCAGUGGGCAACGACAGCUCUCCAGCAGGACCAGGCUACCCUGCCACCUCUUCUGCACCUACCACCCCCGCUGACACUAGCGCUACCCAACAUGCACUUCCUUCUACCCCUCCUCCACCCCUUCCACCAGCACUUGCUCCUCUCCCUCCUCUGUCUGCCCCUCAGCCUGGUCUCCAGACCCAUGUCCCGUCCCUGUCCCCCGCUCUCCUCCGACCUCCUCUGCCCUCACUCCCAUACCUCCUCUCUCCAUCCUGUCUGUCAUACUCUCUGCUCAGCACCUCUCUGGGAGCCACUCGGAGUGUUGUCAUGCCAACCAACACACCAGCUUUCAGCCCCAUCAUUGCCACACCGUCUCCAGUUAGAAAUGACGUCCCUAUAGUGCAGGAUGCUGCAGGAAACACCAUCUCUAUUCCAACAGCCCCUGGUGCUAAAAAGCGAAUCUGGAUCAUUGAGGACAUGUCACCGUUCGGCAAACGCCGCAAGACGGCUUCCUCACGUAAAAUGUUGGAUGAGGGGAUGAUGCUGGACGGCUUCCGGCGCUACGACCUCUACGAGAACUGCAAGGACACCGGCUGCCAGUUCUCUCUGAAGGUCACCCACUACCACUGCACCCGUGAGAACUGCGGCUACAAGUUCUGCGGCCGCACCCACAUGUACAAGCACGCUCAGCACCACGACCGCGUGGACAACCUGGUUCUGGACGACUUCAAGCGCUUCAAGUCCUCGCUCAGCUGCAACUUCCCCGACUGCCAGUUCUCAGGCAACAGCACCCACUUCCACUGCCUGCGCUGCGGCUUCCGCUGCACCGACAGCACCAAGGUGACGGCCCACCGCAAGCACCACGGCAAGCAAGACGUGAUCAGCGCCGCCGGCUUCUGCCAGUUCAGCUCCAGCGCCGACUGCGAGGUUCCUGACUGCAAAUAUAAGCUCAAGUGCUCGCACUUCCACUGCACCUUCCCCGAGUGUAAGCACACGGUGGUGGGCAUGUCCCAGAUGGACUCCCACAAGAGGAAGCACGAGAAGCAGGAGCGAGGAGAGCUGUCGUCCGUGUCACCCAAACAGGAAGGUGCUCACCACAUGGCAGCGGCUCGCUCUGCGGUUCCUCCGGUCUCCAUGGCCCUCUCUACCUCCUCACCCGGAGGCCUCCACGGUUUGUCCCACAACAUCAACAGCAUCGCUCCCUCCAUGGUCUACCCUCUGGGGGACAUGAGCUCCGACUACAACCACACUUAUCCGCCGUCUGCCAUCAGCCUGGACGGCUCCCUCAAUCUCUGCACCGACACCAACAGCUCCCUGUUCUUCCUGAAAAACGCGUCCGGUCUGGGUCUCAACGACUCACUGGACCUCAGCAAGAAGAUUCACCACGAGGCAGUGAGAUCUGGACACAGCCCGGCGGCCUCUCUGGGUCUGGCAGUGGCUCAGGAGGACACCACGGGAACAUCUGGAGAAGCCGAAGACGACCUGUCGCCAGAGGAAGAGGUGCACGCAGAGGAGGAGGAGGAUGAUGAUGAUGAUGAUGAUGAUGAGGAGGAGGAAGAGGCGGCGGAGGAUGAUCUCAACAGUGAUUCCAAUGACGACCUAAUGCUGGAGCCGGACGGCGAAAAAGACAACGAGGAAAGUUAUGAUGCUUCCGUUAACCACACUGGUUCUUCCCAACUGGAAAAACAAGAUACUGAUCCUUGAAAAAAAUAAAAAAAUAAAAAUAAAAAUAACCAAACUGAAUGAACCAACAGCGACUGUAGGAAGUCCAGACAACCCUGUGUACUAUGAACAAACAGAAACAGCCGUGGCCUCGUCCAUCACCUUCUCAGACUCCAGCUGACAAACCCUAACCAACAGUGUGAAGAACUUGACGGCCCGCCGUGAUUUAUUAUCAUGUUUACAAGUUGACCAACGUUAGUAAUUCAAUUAUGCAUUAAAAAAUAUGAACGGAGUCACAGAAUUAGGCCCUGAUUUACACACAGGGCAGCAAUGUAAAGCAUUUUACUACACAUCAGUCUUUUUGUGUGGCUGCAUGUUUGACCUUUAAUUUAUUUUUUAUUUUCUUCACGUUUUGUGUGUGGAAAAAAAAUUGUAAGAAAAACAGAAAAACAAAUCUCUCUAUAUAACUAUAUAUGUAAGUGUGCGUGUGCGUGCGCGUGCGUGUGUGUGUGUGUGUGUGUGUGAGACGAUACUAUACAAAAAGGAAAAUGGCCGACACAGGUGACGUGAAUCACAGGGCCGUAGACAGAGGGGUGUGAAUCACUAAAGGGGAAACAGACUUGUUUCAAACAUUUAAUCUUUUGUUUUUUGUAUUAAUGUUAUAUUAUUAUUAAUAUUAAUUAUUGUGGCUAUUAAUAUUAUUAAUGACGGAGAGAAAGGGGGUGACGUUUUCUUCUUCUCGCCUCUCAGGUGAUUUUUGUUUCUUUCUUUUUUUUUUAGUUCUCAGUGACAUUUGGAAUCGACCAGUAACUGUUUUUUCUUUCUCAGUCUCAGCUGCGGUCGGGCGUCCAGCCUGUUCUCGCUGACGUUCUGCUACAAAUGUUCCUCUAGCACCAAAUCCAAGCUCAGUCCUCAUCAUCAUUAAUGUUAUUAUUACUAUUAUUAUUAUUAUUUCCUUCGCCCCCCGUCGAGAAACCGAGUUAGUGUGUGGUUCGUGCACUUUUGAUAUUAACUGACCAUAACAACAGCGGUGAUGACAGAAUUAAAACAAACAAAACAAACUCAAUAUUUUUGUUACCAUUUGCAUCUUUGCAUUACAGCGUCGUUCUGUUGUGUUGUCGGACAGAGGCGUAUCGAUCCGUUAGCAGGCGAGGUCGUGAUUAAUGGCCUGCGUGUUGAGGCUCGAGGGCGGGACUGCAAGUGGGUGGUGGAGGGGUGAGUGUUUGAGACUGACCGGAGGAAACAAUGAGGCAGUCAGGAGCAGCGAGGACGACGACACAGGAAGAAGUGUCUGGACGCCGUGUGUUUUACUAUGAAAAAAAAAAUAUGUACAGACCGAAAAGAAAAAGAAAAAAAAUGUCAACUGGCAUUUUUUUUGUUUGUUUGUUUUCCACUCUGACUGUGGUUGAGCUCCUGUUAUAACGGUUUUUAUUUAAUAUUUAUGUGACCUUCCAAUGAGAACAUUUUUAGGGUGUUAUUGCACUUUUUAGGUUAAUUUUUACUGUCUGAAAAAAAUAUGAUAUAUAUCUUCUAACAGGGAAUUUGCUUUAAACAUGUUAUUUUAGUUCACUUUUUUUUUGCUUUGAUGCACAAAUAGUUGUUAGUGUGACAAAGAACUGUUGUUCUGUGCUUUAUUUAAAGACUGGCUUUUUUUUGCGUUUGUAAUUGGACAUUUUUGAAAAAGGAAAAAAAGGCACAUCAUAAAAAAACGAUGUCCCCAUCAGAAACACUAAUACUGACUGUGAUUUAGAAGAACUCUUCAUGAUCUCAAAUUAAAUUAUGAAUCUGUUAAAAAAAAAAAAAAAAAAAAAAAAUCCUGGUUUACACAGUGCAAAUAAUUGUGUUUGGCCCAGGAGUGAACACACUCUGAUCAUGAAGUAUCUCCUGAGCUUGGCAUUGGAAAUAAAUGAACAUUACUAAGGGAAUAGUGACGAGUGUGUCCAUGACUUUCCUCCUCACAUUGUAAUGACUCAAAAAAAAAAAAAAAAAAAAAAAAAAAAAA
Cynoglossus semilaevis (tongue sole) is the source of this 9069-nucleotide messenger RNA. RefSeq names its product castor zinc finger 1 (gene casz1). Gene Ontology annotation, cellular component: nucleus. The record is from RefSeq and is a predicted model, not a curated record. NCBI's taxonomy places the organism in Eukaryota, Metazoa, Chordata, Actinopteri, Pleuronectiformes, Cynoglossidae. Gene Ontology annotation, biological process: positive regulation of transcription by RNA polymerase II; regulation of neuron differentiation. The transcript is spliced from 24 exons. Bases 1050 to 7109 code for a protein of 2019 amino acids. Gene Ontology annotation, molecular function: RNA polymerase II transcription regulatory region sequence-specific DNA binding; DNA-binding transcription factor activity, RNA polymerase II-specific.